UUCUCUCUCCCAUUUCUCGACCGGAGGGAGAGAGAAAGCGCAGGAAAGACGGAAGGAGUCGUCUGCGAGCCGCGAUUCGUCCUCUGAUUGGAAGGAGAAGGGGGAGGAGGAAACGCGAGAGAGAGACAGAGAGAGCCAACGAGCCAGAGGGGGAGGCGUUGUCCCACUUCUCAUGAUCACCUCGGGAAGAGGAUGGAAACGACGACGGAGAAGACGAUCUGAUCGCAGGCACGGAGGGAUCUCCAUCGCUCCAUCUCUCCUUUCCUUGUAAGAGUUGCGAAAGGAGGAGAGACGACAAAGAGGGAGAGGAGGGGAAGGUUCUGGAGGGAGGAGGAGGACAAGGGAGGGAGAUGGCUGACGAGCAGGAUGGAUCUUCGCGGAACUCCGAGGAGAGCGUAAAGCUCUUUGUCGGGCAGGUACCCAAGAACAUGACCGAGGCGCAGCUCCUCGCUAUGUUCAAGGAGGUCGCACUUGUCGACGAGGUCAAUAUCAUCAAGGAUAAGGCCACCAAGGCAUCUCGCGGAUGCUGUUUCGUCAUAUGUCCGUCAAGGCAGGAGGCUGAUAAGGCAGUUAAUGCAUGCCACAACAAGCGGACACUGCCAGGGGCUUCCAGUCCAAUGCAAGUGAAAUAUGCAGAUGGGGAAUUGGAAAGACUAGAGCACAAGCUUUUCAUUGGAAUGCUGCCAAAGACUGUUUCAGAGGCUGAAGUUUCUGCUUUGUUUUCUACAUAUGGAAAUAUCAAGGACUUACAAAUUCUGAGAGGUUCCCAACAGACAAGUAAAGGGUGUGCUUUCUUGAAGUAUGAAAAGAAAGAUCAGGCUGUUGCAGCUAUAGAAGCUCUCAACGGGAAGCAUAAAAUGGAGGGUUGCAGUGUGCCUUUGGUUGUAAAAUGGGCUGAUACUGAAAAGGAAAGGCAGGCUCGCCGGGCACAAAAGGCUAUGUCUCAACCUCCUCAUGCGCCAGUACCUGGUUCUGCACAGCAGGCAUCCAUUUUUGGGGCUAUGCCAAUCGGCUAUAUUCCUCCAUAUAAUGGAUAUGGUUAUCAGGGGCCUGGGACUUUUGGGCUUCUACAGUACGUGCCGUCAAUGCAAAACCAACCUGGCUAUCAGAACAUUCUUCCAGCAGUCAAUCAACGAGGCCUUCAAUAUGCUGUGCCAUAUUCUGGUGGCAUGUUGAGUCAGAGGCCUAUGGCUGGUACACCUGGUUCAGUACAACAUGGAGUGGUUGAGUCCAAUUCAGCCGCUGUGAACGUCAACAGAAGCUCCUCUGGACAGGUGGAAGCAGGUCCUCCUGGUGCAAAUCUUUUUAUUUAUCACAUUCCCCAGGAAUUUGGUGAUCAAGAGCUUGCAAAUGCUUUUCAACCAUUUGGUCGAGUUUUGAGUGCUAAAGUCUUCAUCGACAAAGUUACUGGAGUUAGCAAAUGCUUUGGUUUUGUUAGUUAUGACUCACCAUCAGCAGCGCAGUCUGCCAUCAAUACAAUGAAUGGCAGCCAAUUAGGUGGUAAAAAGUUGAAGGUACAACUAAAAAGAGACAACAAACAAAGUAAGCCUUACUGAUGUAUAAAGGAUGGAGGAAGCUCAUUGUACACUAUGUUCCAACUGCUAAUGAAGUUGUGAUCUGGAUCCAACUUUAUCAGCUGUUGUAGUGCAAAGGGGAGAUUAUUUAUGGUUCUAUAUGUAAUCUAGUCUAUCCUGUCAUUAAGAUGGGAACCGGCAAUUCUUUCACAGGGAUUGACAUCAUUUUUUUCAGAUUUUUAUAUUUUUUUGUGCAAUUUGCACCAGGAGGCUUGUAUCUGUAGAUGACUACAAUUAAUUAUUCAAUUCAAUUUAAAUGGAUGCUUUCCUUCCAUGUAUCA
Messenger RNA from Nymphaea colorata (pocket water lily), 1855 nucleotides. RefSeq names its product RNA-binding protein BRN1-like. Lineage: Eukaryota; Viridiplantae; Streptophyta; Magnoliopsida; Nymphaeales; Nymphaeaceae. Gene Ontology annotation, molecular function: mRNA binding. The coding region runs from base 351 to 1556 and encodes 401 amino acids. The transcript is spliced from 10 exons. Gene Ontology annotation, cellular component: cytoplasm; nucleus; ribonucleoprotein complex. The record is from RefSeq and is a predicted model, not a curated record.